AUGAAGUGUCUAUAUUUAAUAAUAUUGGUCUGUGUUACCUUAACUUCGGCUAAAAAAUACAACGACGAGGAAAAGCCGGCUUGGGCUAAGAAAGACAUACGAGACUUCAGCGAUGCUGACAUGGAACGUCUUUUCGAUCAAUGGGAAGAAGACGAAGAUCCUCUUCCUGAGGACGAAUUGCCGGAACACUUGCGUAAACCACCAUCUCUUGAUUUAACUAAGUUGGAUAUGUCUAAUCCUGAAUCAGUGCUGCAAGCGACGAAAAAGGGACAAACUAUAAUGAUGUUUGUAACUGUUGCUAACAAACCAAGUCGACACAGGACAGAAGAGUUGACUAAGAUAUGGCAGUCGGGUCUUUGGAGUGCUCAUAUACAAGCAGAGAGGUACCUUAUAGAUGACGACAGAGCUAUAUUCAUGUUUAAAGAUGGUUCCCAGGCUUGGACAGCAAAAGAAUAUCUUACUGAUCAAGAUGAACUCAAAGAUGUGCAGCUUGAAAGCCAAACUUAUCCAGGGAAAAAACCUGAUGUUAAGAACAAAUCUGUACGAGAUGAACUAUAA
Messenger RNA from Danaus chrysippus (African queen), 558 nucleotides. The record is from the annotation of a GenBank genome assembly. NCBI's taxonomy places the organism in Eukaryota, Metazoa, Arthropoda, Insecta, Lepidoptera, Nymphalidae.